Molecule: messenger RNA, 4366 nt
Organism: Hippoglossus stenolepis (Pacific halibut)
Lineage: Eukaryota; Metazoa; Chordata; Actinopteri; Pleuronectiformes; Pleuronectidae
Gene: pld7
Product: phospholipase D family, member 7
Exons: 12
Coding region: 216-2843 (875 amino acids)
Molecular function (GO): catalytic activity
Source: RefSeq, a predicted model, not a curated record
AGAGUCCCACGGCGCGUGCACCGCUCAUCUAAGGCUCCGGUUGUUUACAGCUCGGAGGUGUUUGGUAGCGACCAGCUGCCAGAUGCCGGUUCUGCCCCCCGCAGCUCGGCGCCGCACCCCGUCCUCCUCCCCGCACACUAACGCUCCGCUCGGUUCUUCUUCGCGCUCCGGUCCGGUCGCGUCACGAACGUGCUGCAUUAUUAAAGCUGUCCAACAUGCCCAUGUUGCUGCGCUCCAGAAAGUCCAUCCACCCCGGCAGCGGGGCGGAGGACACUGAGGCAGAGCUACCGGACACCACACCGGCUACAACACGGAGAAGGUCGACCCGCCUGCCCGGGAGGACGACGUACGAGGAGUCCGAUCACUCAGAGACCGAGUCUGUCCGCAGCCUAGCGAUGGAGAGCGUCCUCAGUCCCCCGCCUGAAGAGGAGGAAGCUGCUGAGGAGGAAGAUGUCACAGAGAAUCUCAAAGGUUGCAGUGUUGUGCUGAACCGUCUUCAGGAGGACGAGAAGGCUGAGGAGAAAGAAGACAUGAACCGCAAAGGUGGAAAACUUGUGUCUCGAAUUCCUACCUACCAUAAACGACCUCCUGGUGCAAGCCAGACCUCGGAGCUGCCUGUUCUUAAAAAGGAAACCCCAGUCCAUGCAGCUCCGCCUCAUGAGAAAGCUGGAUUAGAAAGCGUAGAGGCUUCAAAGUCCAAACCACUGGAUGUCAGAGAAACGGCACUCCCCCUGCCAUCAUUCCGAGUCCCCAAAUUUGGCCUUGAAGCCCACUCUCCAUUCACCAGUGCUGAACAAGUUGCUGCGACAGCUCACAGCUCCUCAAUUACUACACCCAAGAGCUGGGGUUUGUCUGGGGUCAUUCAGAACCCUCUCUUGAUUGCAAGCCCCAGGCCUGCCAUCAGACCAGAGCAAGGGUCGGAGCAGCACUUACCAGAGGAAGACAACAGCAAAACCUCAGAAGUAGAAUUUGACAACCCACCAGAUGUCCCUGUAAGUCAGCUUUUACACCAGGGCUCCCUCAGCACAAAGUCACAAGAUGACCCAGCAGAGGAAUAUUAUGUUGAGGUUAAAGAGGGGAUUACAGUCACUGCCUCUGAAGACACCACAACAUCUGAGUAUGCAGAGAGUGCUCUCACAGCUGAGGUCGGCCAAGUGGAUGAUAUAAUGAGUGAAGAGGCUCCCUGGGAAAAGGAGCCGAUGAACACACUUGAUUCCAAGGACAGUCGAUCCUCAUCAGAUGCCGAAACAGAAGAGGAUUUGACACAUGAAAAGUCUGAGCUCGACAGUUUAGAGGAAGUGAAGGAACAUCCUGAACCACAGAUGGUCCAGUCAGAGUUUUCAAAACUUGAAAAGAAAAUGGCCGAGAUGGAUGAAUCCACCUCUGAAGCUAAAGUCUCAUCAACCAAGUCAACAAAGAGCUCCGGAUGCUCCAGUUUCAUCCUCUUCUUCUGCCUGCCCACCACCCUGCUGCUUCUGGGAGGGUUCGGUCAGCACGUUUGGCAUUACGGGCUUCCCAUGUCUAUGGCCCAUCUUACGGCUCAGCUGGAGCUGCACUGGCUGGAGGGCUUUGGAUUGGUCCCUGAGCCUUGCAGCACUGAUUGUCGAGUGCAUCUGGUGGAGAGCAUCCCUGAGGGUCUGUACCAGUCUUCCCCCUCGUCCAGACGGAGCAUCGCAGACAGCUGGAUGCACUUGCUGCACAGGUCCAGCAGCUCGGUCCACAUCGCUGCUUUCUACUUCACACUACUAGGCAGCGAUUUGGAGUUCGCCGGCUCUUCUGACUCUCAGGGACGGAGGGUGUUUGAUCACUUGAAACGUCUUCAAUCUAAAGGUGUAAAACUCCAGAUUGCUGUCAACGGCCCCCAGACAUCAACCCAAGAAACAUCAGAGCUGACUGCAACAGGGGCAGAAGUCAGAGAAGUGGACCUCAAAGCUGUAACUGGAGGCAUCGUCCACACAAAGCUGUGGGUCGUGGAUCAAAAGCACUUCUACCUGGGCAGUGCCAACAUGGACUGGCGUUCUCUAAGUGAGGUGAAGGAGGUGGGUCUGUUAGUGGAGGAUUGCAGUUGCCUGGCUCAGGAUGCGUUCCGAAUCUUUGGCGUGUACUGGAACAUUGGUGCUGUGCACAAUGGAUCCCAGCCCCCGUACUGGCCUGCUCGCCUCUCUGCCCUGUCCAGCUCCCAGAAUCCUCUGCAUCUGAAGUUCAAUGGAGUACCUGCUCAAGUCUACCUGUCUAGUUCCCCUCCACAAAUCUCAGCCCGUGGCCGCUCUGACGAUCUCGACACCAUCUUGUCUGUCAUCGGUGACGCCCAGAAGUUUGUUUACAUCUCCGUCAUGGACUACCUUCCUCUGUCUCAGUUCACAGAGCCAAUCAGGUACUGGCCCGCCAUCGACAUAGCUCUGCGUGGUGCAGCCUGCACCAGAGGGGUAGAGGUCAGACUCCUGGUCAGCUGCUGGGAACACUCGCCCGCCUCCAUGUUCACCUUCCUGCAGUCCCUGCUGGUGCUCAACAGACCUCCACUGAAAUGUGCCAUUGACAUAAAAAUCUUCACAGUGCCUUCAACGGCGGAGCAGAAGACGAUCCCCUUCGCUCGAGUCAAUCACGCCAAGUUCAUGGUCACAGACAGAGUAGUCUAUAUAGGGACGUCCAACUGGUCGGAGAACUACUUCACUCAAACUGCUGGUGUGGGUCUGGUUGUGAACCAGACGGGCUCAGUGGUUGGGAAGGCGCAGCAGACGCUGCAGAGCCAAGCAGAGGAGCUCUUCCUCAGAGACUGGAGGUCUCCGUACGCCAGCACGCUCUCUGUUGACAGCGUGGAGGUCUGCCCUCAUGGCCGACACUGACGGUUUGCUGUUCAAUAAAUACAUUGCAUUCUAGAUGAGCGUCUCGCUUGCUCCAGUCACUUGAACUUUAUUUUACUUGUGCAGAAAUCAGCUGGCUGUACUGUGUGAACAAACACAGUUCAUUUUAUUGCUGUUUCCUGACUUGCUUGCCUCUCUAUGUAUAUAUUUGCUAUUUUAUAUUUAGUUUCAGAACAUGUUCUUUUUUUAUUUUCUGUAAGCUUGACAAUUUUCUUAUGUGAGCUGCGGCGCAGGGGAACUGGCUCUGUACAAUUUAUUUCUAUGCCUGGAGCAUUUUGUAUAUUUUCCUUUAAAAUGUUGGUGCCCAGCUUUAAUGAAGGAAAUUAAACAUUUCCAGAGCGGUGAAUACACCCUGGCCAUGUUUAAUCUGCUGAAGCCAUUUGUUCCAUAACGUUAGUCCAACAGUACAAGCAUAUUGUAAAUAGUGGCAAUUUUUUAUUUCAGACUAAUAGAUGGCUCAAACAAAUCUAAUUUGAGCGUUAACCACUGCAGGCAGAAAAGGACUUGUGCUGUGUUUGUUAUUGAAGUGUUGUGGAUUUGAAAGAAUCAUUCAUUCAGCUAGAAUCUGUUUUACUGUAUUGAUCAUUGCUGCGCUGCUUCUUUUGUUCACGUCAUUGCAGUUAAACAGAGGGACCUCCAGACUGUGGAUGCAGCAGGGACAUUUCAUUGGUCCCUGACAAACACAAGUUUGCUGGAAGUUUAUCAGUAGAAAUCCAACCUGCUCCUCAGCUAGUGAUCUUUGAAAGCAUCUUGAUGCACUAUGAAAUGAAUGGGACUCUUGAUGAAGCCCAACAUUCUCCUUGAGAAACCACAUUAAAACUCACUGCGUCCAGGUUUCUUUCAAAAAGACCCAUAAGUUAUUCUCAGAGAAAUCAAGGAAAAUGUUGAAGAAAGAGAAAAAUAGUUCCUGGCUCUGCACCUAAAUUGAAUCAGUUCUUUUCUGACCUGUACCACAUCCUUUCACCAAGUUUUUGUGUAAUUCUGUUUAAAAACAAAGAAACAACAAACGGACGGUAGUGAAAACAUGACAUCCUUGGCGAAGGUAAUAAAAUCUGCCCAGCUGGAGAUCUUUGACAGCUUCAUGAUGGAUGACAAAAUGAAUGAGAUGUUGUUGAUUUAUUGAUGAAGGGACAGUCAUGAUUUGUUUAAAGGAUUACUUCACUGAAAUGACCAAAUUUGUAUUAACCUCUCCUGGUAUCUAGCUGUUACAUAUUUUGUUUUCAUUGUGAACUUCAGAUACUGGGCUGACUCCACUGAAUGACAGUGGUGAAUGGGAUUCUAUUUUUAUUUUUGAAAUGCUGUAUGCAGAUAAUGCUCCCAAUGACAAAGCUAGCAUGCUACGUAUGCUUAGCAGGCAUAAUGCUCGUUUAAUCUGUUAGCAUGCUAACAUUUGGUAGCUGGCAAAGUACAUCAGAGGCUGCUGGUAAUUUGAAAAACUGUUUGUUUUCAAUGUGUUUUUUCCAGGAAAAGCAUCAGUUUCAUCAUUAAACAUUCUUCAAAUUAAA